GUGCGCGCGCCACUCUAUCGCGUGGUGGGGGAUCAUCCAUAUUGCUGCUAGUGCUGAAGAUAAGGUUUAAUCCUGAGCGGUUGUUUCUGUGUUUUUAUAUGUUUUAACUCGGUGCCGACUCUUCCGCGGCUUAGGCUCGAGCUCCUGCGGUCUGGGAGCCACAGAGGAGCGGUAGACUCCGCGGUUCAGCUCGACAUUUUUCCCUGAAUUGAAGCCACAUUAGGGCCGGCGGGGGGAGGACUUGUAAUCCUGAAGGGGGGAAGAAAGACGGUGGUGGGAAAUGGCCACUCAGGUGGAGACUCUCCUGCCCGGCAACCCGCUUGCCAAAGCCGAGGGGCACGGUAAAGUGAUUCGCAGUGAGCCGGAGAAGAAGGAGGGCGGCCGGUGCGACGGGACGAAGCGGCAGGCGGCUGUCACCGACUGCAGCCCUGGGCAGGGAGGAACCACCACCACCGGCGGCGGCGGCGCGGGGGAGCAGACCUCCAAACAGGCGGUAGAGCAGAGCAAAGGCGGCGGUGACAGCGACGAGCAAACGAGCGACGAAGGGGGCAAAGAAAGCGACAAGAAGGAGUUCACGGAGGCUCCCCCGCCCAAGGUGAACCCGUGGACCCGGAAAGUGACGGCGGUGACGGUGGUCAGCGUGAACGGACAGGCAGCGCUCGAGCCGAGCGGCCCCGCCAAGGUGGUGCGAGCAGGGAAUCCGCCCAAACCCCGGCGUGGAGGAAAGGUUGGAGACUUUGGCGACACAAACAGCUGGCCGACUCCUGGAGAGAUCGCAACUAAAGACAUGCAGAUGGAGGCAGAGACACGGACCGUGUCCUGCCCGCCGACUGUCAGGCAGGUCAGAGACUCAUGGAGAAUCAGUGGUCCUAAAAAGACCAACGCCAAGAAGGACUCCAAGGAGAAGAGGGAGAGCAACGAGGAGAGCAAGGAGAACCUGAAGGCCAAGUCGGACGAUUCGGGAGAGGAGAAGAACGCAGACGCGUCUCAGAAAAACGGCCCAAAGAAGAAAGCAAACAAGCAGAAGUGGGUUCCUCUGAUGAUCGAGGUGAAGUCCGAGGGUCCCAGAGAACGCUCCGCCUCCAGGAACAACAGCAGGCAGAACGAGAACCCCCGCCUACCUCCCAACGCUCGCAACGACCUCAGAGACUGGCACAGUCAGAAGCACGAACGGGAGUGGCACGACGACCACGAUGAGGUGUCCAGCGUGAAGAGCGAGGGGGCGCCGUUCCGGGGUGGGUUCAGAGGUCGUGGACGCGGACGGGGAAGAGGCCGGGGCCGAGGAAGAGGAGGAGGCAGAGGUCACUACGACUACCACUGCACCUACAAGUCCUACGACGGGAAGGACGGCUCCUACAGCCAGAAGUUUGGCAACUCCGUCACGUACUACUACGACAACAUGAGCAGCGCUGAGCUGUACUCUGUGGACCAGGACCUGCUGAAGGACUACAUCAAGAGACAGAUAGAGUACUACUUCAGCUUGGAGAACCUGGAGCGGGACUUCUUCUUGAGGAGGAAGAUGGAUCAGGAGGGCUUCCUGCCCAUCAGCCUCAUCGCCAGCUUUCACCGAGUGCAGGCCCUCACCACAGACGUCAGCGUCAUCCUGGAGGCUCUCAAGGACAGUAAGGAGGUGGAGGUGAUCGACCUGAAGAUCCGCAGGAAGGAGGACCCAGAGAAGUGGCCUCUGCCCGGCCUGAGUUUACCCAACAACACGCACACAGACUUCUCCCAGCUCAUCAACUGUCCCGAGUUCAUCCCGAGGCAGAUGACUGGGGAUCCGAGAGGCUCCUCCAGAGGAUCCUCUCCAGUGCGGGCCAAGCCUGACCCAGACACCUCCAACCUCAAAUCCAUGCCCAAGGGCCUCUCUGCCAGCCUCCCUGACCUGGACUCUGAGUCCUGGAUCGAGGUGAAGAAGAGGCCCCGACCGUCUCCCGCCAGACCCAAGGCCCCUUCGGUGCAGCAGCAGAAGGAAAAAGACGAAGUGGUUCGAUCCCCGGUUCCCCCGCCCGGCUCCUCGCCGUCCCGCACUACCUCAGGAAACAAGGACGGAGCCGAGCAGGACGAACCAGAGGAGCUGGACUUCAUGUUCGACGAAGAGAUGGAGCAGAUGGACGGACGCCGCAACACCUUCACCGACUGGUCAGACGAAGAGACGGACGGCGAGCUGGAUGACCAGGACGUCAACAAGAUCCUGAUCGUCACGCAGACGCCGCCCUACCUGCGGAAGCACCCAGGCGGCGACCGCACCGGACACCACACGUCGCGCGCCAAGCUGACCAACGAGCUGGUCAAGGUCAUCAACGACGGGCUCUUCUACUACGAGCAGGACCUGUGGGACGCCCCCUAUGAGCCGGAGUACGCCACCAUCAAGCAAGAGGUGGAGAACUUCAAGAAGGUCCACCUGAUCAGCCGGGAGCAGUUCGACUGCCUGACCCCAGAACCCCCCGUCGACCCCAACCAGGAAGUCCCCCCCGGACCCCCGCGCCCCCAGCAGAUCCCCACAGAUGCUUUGGCAAACAAACUUUUCGGCGCCCCUGAACCCUCCUCAAUGGCCCGCUCGCUACCCACAACCGUGCCUGACUCGCCAAACUACCGGACGCCGCGGACUCCUCGCACGCCGCAUCGUAAGGACCCCACCAUGACGCCUCGCUUCUACCCGGUGGUGAAGGAGAGCCGGCCUGUCGACGCCAAGACUCCCAGGAAGAGGAAGACCAGGCACAGCUCCAACCCCCCCAUGGAGUGCCACGUGGGCUGGGUGAUGGACUCCAGAGAGCACCGGUCCCGCACCGCCUCUGUCAGCUCCAACGCCAGCCCGUCAGAGGGCACCCCCGUCAUGGGCAACAUCGGCUGCACGCCUCAGUCCCUCCCCAAGUUCCAGCACCCGUCGCACGAGCUCCUGAAGGAGAACGGCUUCACGCAACACGUCUACCACAAAUACCGCCGGCGCUGCCUGAACGAGCGGAAGCGGCUGGGAAUCGGCCAGUCGCAGGAAAUGAACACGCUCUUCCGCUUCUGGUCGUUCUUCCUGAGGGAUCACUUCAACAGGAAGAUGUACGAGGAGUUCCGACAGCUGGCGCUGGAGGACGGGAAAGAAGGUUACAGGUAUGGUCUGGAGUGCUUGUUCAGGUACUUCAGCUACGGGCUGGAGAAGAAGUUCAGGCCGGACAUCUUUAAGAACUUCCAGGAGGAGACCAUCAGAGACUACGAGGCCGGCCAGCUUUACGGGCUGGAGAAGUUCUGGGCGUUCCUCAAAUACUCCAAAACAAAGACCUUGGAGAUUGAGCCCAAACUCCAGGAGCACCUGAAGAAGUUCAAACGCCUGGAGGAUUUUAGGAUUGAUCCCCCGAUGGAGGACGGAGGCCGCCGGAGACACCCGUCCAGCGGGGAAGGUCGACGCCGAAACCCCUCCCAGUCUUCCAGCCGGCCCCACAGCCAGGCGGGGGCUCAUGGCCCCGCUGCCAAGGAGGAUCCAAAGCCCAGCGGCCAGAAAGCCCCCGCCCCCAUCGCCGAGCCAGACGCCAAAACGCUGAAAUAACCAGCAGAAAGUCACCAGCCUCCAUGGAUCAGCUCAACCACGGCUGGGAGCCCACGGCUCUUUGUGCGCCACAGGAGGGGAGGGGGGGCUCCUCACUCACGCAUGACACCCCCGCCUGGCAGCAUCGCUGAUAGAAAUCCUUUUUGUCAUGUUUUGCUUUUAGAACUUCCUAAAUCAGACAAGAGUUAAAGGAUCACAGUUUCUCCUCCAGCAGCUCAGCGGCUGCUUCCUUUUUUCCUUUUACUUUUCUUCUUCAGUCUGAGGCCCCCAGCCCUCGGUCUUUGGGACCCCCUCCUCUUCUAUCAUCUGUCCUGCUGGUUGAAACUGUUUGGUUCCCCUACCAGAUGUUGGAUUACCGAUUUGCUCAUCAGUGUGGGGAGGAGUACUUGAAAGCCCCCCCCCCUCCGCUGGAGGCGCCCCGCCCUCAGCAUCCAACUGGACCAAAGUGGUGUGAAGCCAGGUGCUGUGUGUCAGGGGCCGAAAAAAAAACGCAUUUCAUUUACUUUGUGGACGGGGGAAACCAGAAAACAACCAAAAUAGAAAAAAAAGACUUGUUUAAACCCCGCGCCAUGAUGGACAAGCAGAUUUGAGAGUUGCCUUAUUUAAUGGUUUUAGUGCUUCUAAGUCUCUGCAGCAUCAGUUCCCACAGCUGCCACUAGAUGGCGCGUUUCUGCCAAACCUCCCUCCUUCCCAAGUCUCCACAGGUCUUCCAAACAGAAGUCUGUUACGUCCACAAGCUCCCUCUGUGGGGCAGCUUGGGGCUUUUUUUUUUGUUGUUUUUGAAAACGGAUCUUCCCUGUGACCCCCCACCCCCCCACCCCACCCCAGGAGGACACAAGGCAUCCAUCCAUCAUCCAUCCAUUCAUCCAUCCAUCCAUCCGUCAGCAGUGCUUUGGGGACUGGAAUUUUCAAUCUGAAGUACUUGAAGAGUGGAUGGUGGCGAUCAGCUGCUGUCAUUUACAGGCGUGAACACUAACGGUGUGGUCAGGUACAGGCGCCGGCACGAAUCCCAGACCCCAUUCUGUGGUCUUUUUUCAUCCGAGUCGUCCCACGUUCUGGAGGAAAAUCCUCCCGACUCCUAAACUGAUGUCAGAUCCUGUCCUCCUCCUCCUCAUGUAAAUGUGAAUUUGACCGAUGAAGAGAAACGAUCUCAACUCCCGUUUAUUGUUUAUAGAUCAGAUUCUAUAUUCGCCUUAUAUGUGUACGAAUUUUUUUUCUUUCUUUGUUUAAAAUCUUUUAUUGCUUUUUAAUUUCCGCUUGCUGUGUUUCUAGUGCUGUUAUGCUGGAGGCCAGGUUUGAACUCAAACAUCCGGACGUGCUUUUCACACAAAAGGGAAUUCGGGGAGUCGGCAGGUCUUUGAAAAAACAGAAAAGAUGGUUUGAUAGAAGAAACCAGAGCAAACAUUUCCAGGCGAUCAAACCCUCAACCUCCAGUUUUCCCUCAGAAUGUGUGACGAGUCUGAAAAUGCACACAAGUAUUUAGUUUUGGGGGUUGAAGUUUUGGAGAAAAUCUCAAGUCUUAACGUCUGCAUUUGACGGUGCAGCUCCAAACGAAACUGUGCCUGUUCGUCUCCAGCGUUCGGCCGUCGGUCACAGAGGCGGACGGCGCCGCCGGUGUCCGGGAUUCUUCAGGUUCUGUCCUCGGCCUCCGCUUCAGAGGCAUCAGAAGUGUUUACUGGACUGCUCCUCCUGAGAAAACCCACUUUGUUCCUCUGAGCGAGCGCGGUGGACGUCUGAAUGUUUGAGCCCCUCCCUCCCUCCAUCACGCUGCUACGCGUCCGCACAGACUCUGGAAGGAGCCGGACCGGAGCGGAGCGGGAGGCCGCUCGGAGCAAACGAGGCUGUUAGGAUGUCUGGGGAUGCGAAUUCUAAAAGGACUAAUUCCAGAAAGCCAUACGAAUAAGAAACAACCAUCCUAGUUCAUCACCUUCUAUUCUAGGCUUGUCAUGAGGAAAAAAAAGACAAAAACGCAGAAAAAAGGAACAAAAAAAAUAUAUAAAAUGGAAAAAUGUAAAAUACUUGAAUGAGAUCUUGUAUAAAACAUUUAAUAUUCAUAAUAUCUGCUUUGUAGGCUGAUGUGAUUCACUUAGUGUUAUUUGUAAUUUGUAGUAAUUAUGCUUUCCUUUAAAUAAAAAAAAACAUAAAACGGACAAAAAAACCUGAAAA
Messenger RNA from Oryzias latipes (Japanese medaka), 5701 nucleotides. RefSeq names its product La ribonucleoprotein 1, translational regulator (gene larp1). Gene Ontology annotation, biological process: mRNA stabilization; positive regulation of translation. Gene Ontology annotation, cellular component: cytosol; cytoplasmic stress granule. Lineage: Eukaryota; Metazoa; Chordata; Actinopteri; Beloniformes; Adrianichthyidae. The record is from RefSeq and is a predicted model, not a curated record. Gene Ontology annotation, molecular function: RNA cap binding.